Messenger RNA from Brassicogethes aeneus, 1525 nucleotides. The record is from the annotation of a GenBank genome assembly. NCBI's taxonomy places the organism in Eukaryota, Metazoa, Arthropoda, Insecta, Coleoptera, Nitidulidae.
UACAAAUCGAAAACUAAUUUUGAUGAAAUAAAAACGUGUUAAUUAGGUAUACAUAAUUAUUAUAGAUGAAUAAAAUGCAUGUACAGAGUGCGCAUACUUGAAGAAUUAAAAUACAGGUAGUACCUGUACUACGUCACGAGAAUUAUAUUGCGAUUUUGAGUUCAGUACACAAGAGUCGCUUUAGCGUUACGGUUGCAUUGCAGUUGAACAAAUGGAAAGCAGGAGAAAGUACUAAAAACACUGCAGGUUUACAAAGCCUUGCAUUUAAACUGCUGUCUGUGUUUUUGUUGUUGUUUUGCAAAAAUGGCAAAUUCUCUAUGCAAAUCUUCGGUACAAAAAACCUACCAAGAUGUCAUAAACGAUGUUAUUUCAAAUAUUCGCGAUCAUUUUCUAGAAGACGGUGUCGACGAGCAGGUUUUGCAAGAACUCAAACAACUUUGGGAAAAUAAAUUAAAGGCCACUAAGGCCGUUGAGGAUGCCAAAGAAAUGGAAAAAAUGCAGCAGCACCAAAACAAACUAAAGCAAGACCAAAUCGAUUUUCAAAAAGUCCAGAACCAAAUGCGCCAAGUUGUGGGUCAAGUCGCGCCGAAUAACCACGUGGCGAUGAUGUCGGGUGACUACCGAAGAGUUCCUAUACAAUUAACAAUCCCGCAACUGCCGGGCAGUCAGGAGGGUCAAAGGACUUUGGCCAUAGAGGUCCCGGAAGUUUUCCUGCAAGGCAAUCACUUGAAGAACAUAUUGACAUCGAAUGUGGUUAGCACGACGAUGGGGUUAUCGGUGUACAACGCAUGCGCAUACUUGCAGGACCAUGUGAAUAAGGCUUUCGUGAAACAUCAACAUAUGAUGGCGAUGAUGCCGCCGCAUCUUAUGAACUCUGUCCAGCAAGACUCUCAAUACAUGCCGCAUAUGAUGAAGGAUAUCACGCAGUGCGAUGGGAAUGAGGAUUCCUCGGAAGAUGAAGAUCUCGACGAGGAUAACGAUGAGGAUCCCCAAGAGGACGUAGAGGAUGAGGAGGCGAGCAACAGGUUGGAGGAAGAGCCUUUGAAUUCCGGAGACGAUGUUUCAGAUGCAGAUGAAGCUCAUUCCUCCUUUGAAACCGAAAAUGUCAUUGUUUGUCAGUACGACAAAAUUACUAGAAGCAGGAAUAGGUGGAAAUUUCAUUUUAAAGAUGGCAUUAUGAAUUUAGAAGGGGAGGAUUAUGUUUUCCAAAAAGCCAAUGGAGACGCCGAAUGGUGAAGACUGUUAUUUAGUAGGUACAAUAUAUUUUAUUUUUGUUACUUAAGGGGAAUCCUAUAGAAUGGUGCUUUUGACAAUGCAAGACUUGGGAUUCCUUAUUGUGCUUUUAUUUGUUAGUUAGGGCAUUAAUUGUUAAGGCUUUUAUUUUUUGUAUUGUGAUAAUUUUGUUUAAAUUCCAAAGAGUUACUAGAGUGAUUUGAAACUAUUUCGAGAGAUAUAUUACGCAAUAUAUUAUAUUAAUAUGUUAUUUUAUUACAAAUUUUAUGAAAAUAAAUUUAUGAACAUUUAA